Molecule: messenger RNA, 2669 nt
Organism: Cajanus cajan (pigeon pea)
Lineage: Eukaryota; Viridiplantae; Streptophyta; Magnoliopsida; Fabales; Fabaceae
Product: Protein kinase superfamily protein
Biological process (GO): protein phosphorylation
Cellular component (GO): cytoplasm
Molecular function (GO): ATP binding; protein serine/threonine kinase activity
Source: RefSeq, a predicted model, not a curated record
CAUUUCUCUUCUCUUUCACUCGGCGAAAUCUGAAGAAGCAACAGCAGCAGCUGCUGAAGUUGAAGCUCAAUCCCUUGCGUUAAUGGCGGAUUGUUAGAUUCAAUUCGAUUUGAUUUUUCGACCCGCUUAUCGAUCCCUUAAUCUUCUGCGAACAGAUCGAGGGCGUGUUCUAUUCGGUUUCAGCUGAAUUUCGGAUUGGAGGAUCUCUGGGAGCGAUUAAGGGGAAAUUUUCGGGCAUUCUGUUGUGUUUUGCCUAAAAAAUGUGGAGAUUUAAGCCAUUCAUGCACAAAGAGCAGACUGGCCUUGAAGGUCGUAGCGUAGAUGUUGGCAAUCUUAAAAUACAUGUUGUUAAGGCCAUUGCUGAAGGAGGGUUCUCUUCUGUCUACCUAGCUCGUGAUGCUGUACAUAUGUCAAAGCAAUAUGCUUUGAAGCACAUAAUAUGCAAUGAUGAAGAAUCACUUGGAUUGGUAAAGAAGGAGAUAUCUGUGAUGAAGAUGCUGGUAGGACAUCCCAAUGUUGUCACACUUCAUGCACAUACUAUCUUUGAUAUGGGUAGGACAAAAGAGGCAUUCCUUGUGAUGGAAUUUUGUGAGAGGUCUCUGGUUAGUGUGUUGGAGAGUCGAGGAGCUGGUUAUUUUGAUGAAAAACAGGUUCUUUUGAUCUUCAGGGAUGUGUGUAAUGCAGUUUUUGCCAUGCACUGCCAGUCCCCUCCUAUUGCACACCGAGACUUGAAAGCAGAGAAUCUUUUAUUAAGUUCAGAUGGCGUAUGGAAGUUAUGUGAUUUUGGAAGCACUUCCACCAACCACAAACGUUUUGAGAAGCCAGAAGAAAUGGGAAUUGAGGAAGACAAUAUCAGGAAGUACACAACCCCUGCCUACAGGGCCCCUGAGAUGUGGGAUCUGUUCCUGAGAGAAGUCAUUAGUGAGAAGGUGGACAUAUGGGCUCUUGGAUGUCUUCUUUUUCGCAUAUGCUACUUCAAAAGUGCUUUUGAUGGGGAAUCAAAGCUCCAAGUCUUGAACGGAAACUACCGCAUUCCAGAUUUACCAAAAUACAGUUCAUCUAUCAUGGACUUGAUAAGAGACAUGCUCCAAGCUAGACCAGAUGACAGACCAGAUAUCACGCAGGUGUGGUUUCGUGUUAAUGAGCAACUACCUAUUAAUUUACAGAAGUCAUUACCUGACAGACCACCUGAAUCGCCCUCAUCCAACAGUCAUGAAGGUGUGCCAUUGUCCUCAAACAGAUCACCUCCAAUGCCUCGGAGGAACCCACCUCCUCCACCUUCAUCUGGAGAACCCAAAACUACACCACAGCCAUCCCAUGCUUCUAGGGGAGGGGGAAGUGGGGGGCAGCUUGGUGUUUUCUGGUCCACACAGCAUGCAAAGGACUCACUUGUCCCUGAGGAUAAGAGCAAACCAAUUUUUGAUGAAGAACCUUCUAGCCAUCAUGUGUCAUUGAAAAAUGAUAGAGUUCGCCCCGAAAGCGAUCAAUUGCCCAAAAAUGUUGGUACUAACAAAGUGGUUACACAAACUCAUCCUGUGAAAAGCAGUACACAAGGAAAAUUACACAAGCCUGAUACUGUACCCUCCAAGGAUUUUGAAUUAAAUUUCUUUCAGGAUAAAGAUUGUGUGGGUGAGAGACAAAAGUCUAGUAUGGAGAAUAAUGCUAACUUUCAAAACCAGGCUUUUAAUACUUUUGUUGCUGAAUUUGAUACCGCCAAGCUCAACUCUGGACUUGGUGACAAACCCGAAAGGGAACAAGCAUUAGAGGCUGAGGUGGAGAAACUGAAAGAGCAGCUGAAGGAAGCUAACUUGGAAAAAGCUGAAAUUACUUCAAAGUAUGAAAAGCUUACUGCUAUCUGCCGAUCACAAAGGCAAGAAUUACAGGAUCUCAAGCAAGCACUUGCAGCUAGGACUCCUUCACCAAGUAGAGAGGGUUUGAAAACCCCUCCUGCUGUUACAUCAUCUGCAUCUGCGAGAGAGAAGAUUGCUGGGGAUAGAACUGAAUGGAAAACUCCCAGUUCAGAACCAAAGUCAUGGCAAGCUUUUCCAGUGGAACCCCAACAACAAAAAUCCCUUUCAGCAGAAAAUACCGCCAAAUCGGUCAGGUCAAAAAAUGGUCAGCAGAACAAGCAACCUGUUCCUCCUGCUACAAAUUUUGAUUCAUGGGGUUUUGGGACAGAUAGCUUCAGUGCUAUAGCUGCUGGCAGCCAGCAGAUUCAAAGACCUGCUGAAGGGAGCAAGUCUCAGGCUUUUGGUGAGGCCAAGGCCUUUGAGAGCAAGCCAACUUCUCAACCAGCUGGUUGGGCUGGUUUUUAACCAAGGAAAAGUUCUAAAGGAUCUAUACUUGUGAUUGCAGUGAGAUAUUUGUUUUUUGCGCCAACAUGGAGAAGUAAAAUGAAUGCAAGCUUAUUAUAUAAUCCUGUAUGUUAAAUUCAUGCGGUUGAGUUUGUUUCCUUUUGUGGAUCAUGCUUCCAAAUGGUACAUGUUUCUUUGGACCAAAACCAUUAUUGAGUGACGCUAUUCAUUUCCAUUUUGCAAGAUUGUUGCAUCGCUUUUUUAAUUCUAUAUAUUUGUGUUGAUUGGCAAGGGUCUGAGUGGACCUCCACCCUCAUGUACACCAUAUACUCGCUCAGAAUUCAUUGCCUGAAUUUAAACAUUUUCUGGUACAAA